CCUAUUCUACCAUCCCUACCUGCGCUGUCGCACCUUGACCUCAAGGGGGUUGGGGUUAUGCUCCUUCUCGUGAUCCAUUGUAUGGGGUUUCUUUGGAGUGGAAAAUAGUCAAUAUCCACCCGCCUUUCCACUUCUUUUCUCUCGCUUGGAAGGGAAAAAAAAAGACAAAAACAUAAACUUACACCUAUACCUAUACCUUUUUCUAUCAUCUGCAGGCGGUCUCCACUUAAACUUGGUAUAUGUAUUCUUGUGGAAAGUAUCUAAAUUGCGAUGGAUAUUUCGGUCUCCACGAAAGUCCGCUUACUUCAAGAAAUCCAGUUGUGUUUGAAUCUGAACAUACUAUCAAUGUUUCUUUAUUCCAAGUAGAGGAGGGAUCUGCAAAGCGGGUGGAGAGUCGGACAUCUUUUCUUCUUUUUAGUGGAGUUUGGUGGGGCUUUAGUUAG
Periconia digitata is the source of this 443-nucleotide messenger RNA. NCBI's taxonomy places the organism in Eukaryota, Fungi, Ascomycota, Dothideomycetes, Pleosporales, Periconiaceae. The record is from the annotation of a GenBank genome assembly.